Molecule: messenger RNA, 756 nt
Organism: Seminavis robusta
Lineage: Eukaryota; Bacillariophyta; Bacillariophyceae; Naviculales; Naviculaceae
Source: the annotation of a GenBank genome assembly
AUGUGCCGCUUUGCAUUGGCCACCAAGUACUCGUUGGGAUGGAUCCUCGGUCGCACCAUUGGACACCACGCCGUGGAUCGAAAAUUUUGCAUCUCACCCAAGGAUGAACUCAAACUGCCCGUGGAAGAGAUAUGGAUGAGUGACAUGGGAGCGGAAGCACCGCGAGGUAGAAAAUUUUGUGACAAGAGUUCCUUUGUCGAACAAACGAUCUCCUUUGAUGACGUGGCCAUUACUCGCAAAGUGCUCAGUCAUGACAAUGGUAUUGUGGAUAUCGCAAUCACUAGCAUAGAGUCCUUGCGCAAAAAGCUCAAGCUUGUGUUGCGACUCUACAUUAAGGAUAUUGACAAUGUGGAGGGGGCACAUGUACAACACCCGCAUCAGCUCUUGAUGAACAACGACAAUCCAUCAAAGCAUAUCCCGCUCGUGAGUUCGAUUGCCAUUCAAGAUGGCAAGACGAACACAAUCCUCACCAAUUGGGUCGCCGAGUUGAAAACCCCAAAGUUGGGUGGCCUGGUCGAUAUUCUGAUUAAGGAUCUGACCUCGGCGGACGGCCCGGAAGUCAUUCCCAAAGUAGAGUCGGAAGACAAAGAGACCGCGAAGGUUCCUCGUCUCAUGAAAGACGAAGUCCUUCGAAUCAGGGUGAUUGGAAGAUGUCAAUGUGCUUCGCGAUGCCGCCACCGAGUACAACAUGUCUCCUAUGCACGCCUUAUGAUUACAGAUUUUCUGGAUCCGUUGAUGUUCUUUUCCAUCAAGUAA